AUGCACGCCGCCCUGGCGGGGCCGCUGCUCGCCGCCCUCCUCGCCACCGCUCGCGCCCGCCCGCAGCCCCCGGACGGAGGACAGUGCCGGCCGCCCGGAUCGCAGAGGGACUUGAACUCCUUCCUGUGGACGAUUCGGCGUGAUCCUCCGGCCUACCUGUUUGGCACUAUCCAUGUCCCCUACACCCGCGUCUGGGACUUCAUCCCGGACAACUCCAAGGCAGCCUUCCAGGCUAGCGCCCAUGUCUACUUUGAACUGGACCUGACAGACCCCUACACCAUCUCGGCCCUGGCCAGCUGCCAGCUGCUGCCGCAUGGGGAAAACCUGCAGGAUGUGCUGCCCCACGAGCUUUACUGGCGCUUGAAGCGCCACCUGGACUACGUGAAGUUGAUGAUGCCCUCCUGGAUGACGCCUGCUCAGCGGGGCAAGGGGCUCUAUGCUGACUACCUAUUCAAUGCCAUCGCGGGCAACUGGGAGCGCAAGAGGCCCGUCUGGGUGAUGCUCAUGGUGAACUCGCUCACAGAGAGGGACGUGCGCUUCCGCGGCGUGCCCGUGCUCGACCUCUACCUGGCCCAGCAGGCUGAGAAGAUGAAGAAGACCACAGGGGCUGUGGAGCAGGUGGAGGAGCAGUGCCAUCCCCUCAACAACGGGCUCAACUUCUCCCAGGUGCUGUUUGCCCUGAACCAAACCCUGCUGCAGCAGGAGAGUGUGCGGGCCGGGAGCCUGCAGGCCUCCUACACCACGGAGGACCUCAUCAAGCACUACAACUGCGGAGACCUCAGCGCAGUCAUCUUCAACCACGACACAUCCCAGCUGCCCAACUUUAUCAACACCACCCUCCCGCCACACGAGCAGGUGACGGCCCAGGAGAUUGACAGCUACUUCCGCCAGGAGCUCAUCUACAAGAGGAAUGAGCGCAUGGGGAAGAGGGUCAUGGCGCUUCUACGGGAGAACGAGGACAAGAUCUGCUUCUUUGCCUUCGGAGCAGGUCACUUUCUGGGGAACAACACAGUCAUCGACAUCCUGCGGCAGGCGGGGCUGGAGGUGGACCACACACCCGCCGGGCAGGCCAUACAUAGCCCUGGCCCCCAGAGCCCAGCGCCCUCUCCUGAGGGGACCUCGACGAGCCCGGCCCCAGUGACCCCAGCUGCCGCUGUCUCCGAAGCACCUUCCGUGACCCCCACCGCCCUACCAGAGGAUGAGGAUCCAGCCCUGUCCCCACACCUCCUGCUCCCCGACAGCCUCAGCCAGCUGGAGGAGUUUGGCCGGCAGAGGAAGUGGCACAAGAAGCAGAGCACACACCAGCGGCCGCGGCAGUUCAAUGACCUCUGGGUCCGCAUCGAGGACAGCACCACCGCCUCGCCGCCACCGCUGCCCCUGCAGCCCACCCACAGCUCGGGGACCGCCAAGCCCCCCUUCCAGCUCUCAGACCAGCUACAACAGCAGGACCCACCAGGGCCUGCCAGCAGCUCGGCACCCACCCUGGGCCUCCUCCCCGCCGUCGCCACCACCAUCGCUGUCCACUUCCUGCUGCAUAGCCUUGGGCCCUCCUGACCUCGGCCACCCCAAGUGGAGAAGCCAGAGAAAUGAUACAGGGGUCUUCGGCCACACCCCACUGCUCCUGCCACCACCUCCAGGGGUGCCCAACACCUUGAGGGCAGUCCAGAUGGGAUUGGCUAGACACUCUAGAGCUUUACUGUACCCAAGUUACAUCUUCUUUUUUGUAGAAGGAUCUUAAUUUCCCAUAGUGCUAUGGGGCUCUUUUGUAAAAUACAUGUCCAUAUUAAAAAAGAAAAAUGUAUUUAUUCUACCGAUAAAACUAUUUUUAUGUGGCCUAUGUUACAACCCCCUAGCCCUAGUGCUGGCCUGGGAGGGGAACCCGGGACAUCAGUGACCUCCUGUGGACUGUGGCUCUGGACUGGCUUGCUCUUGGAUCUCCGAAGCCUCCUGGGUCUGGGUUUGGCUUCUCCCACUGUGGGGCCCUCAGCGGGAGGGGGAGGCAGACAGGCUUAGCCUUUGUGAAGCUGGAUUUGGGAGCCAGAGGUGUGAACGUUGGCCAUCCUCCCCUCUGCUGGAUGCACCCGCGGCCUGGGAAGAUAAUUUAGGAAAGAGAAUGCUGCUACUUUGAAACCCCUGAGUGUCUAUGAACUGGCCCUCCAGAGCUCUUGGGAGCAUUGGCUAUCCUCACUCUUUCUCCAGGUGGGAGCUGGGCUCUUCCUUUCUGGAGAUACUCUGGAUACUCCUUCACUUUGCUGGAUAACCUUGGGCAAGUUCCUGUCCCUCUCUGAGCCUUCACUUCCUCAUCUGUCAAAUGAAGACCUUGUUUCCUGCCUGGGUGGUUCUAGGGCUGGAGGGCAGGGGUGACAUGGGCAAUCUUGGGCCUCCAUGGAGAUGAGGUGCUUGGCUUUCUUCCCAGGACCCACAGGCUGCCACGGGAUUGAAAGCAUGUGGAGGCGGGAAAGGUGACAGAGUAGCAUGCCUCGAAGGCCCCCUUCAUCCCAGUCCUGCUGUGGGGAAAGUGGGCUUUGAACGGGAUCCAAGUCUAAGAUGUUUCCGGUGAGCUGCCAGGGACAAAGGGCUCUCAGACAUCUUGGGUCCCCAGUGGCUGGGGUGGGCGGGGGCUGAUUCAGCCAAAGGAGGCUCUAGCCCAGAACAGAGGAAGCCAGAGCCCCUGCCCCAUUUCUGAGCCUCACAGAGCUUGUCCCCAAGUUGAUUCACUGUGCAACACAGGCUUCAGAUGCAUGUAUUUGAAAGGUAUUCAUGAUGUCCUCUUAUCACCUCUGCCCCUCACCUCUGUGAAUUAUCAUGAAGAGUUCUUUAAGAGUAUAAUAGAAGACAAAGAAAGAUGCUAUUAAUGUUAUUUUGCCAAAAAUAUUUUUGUAGCAUAAUAUAUUAAUAAAAGAUAUUAUGAAUUCAA
Nomascus leucogenys (northern white-cheeked gibbon) is the source of this 2917-nucleotide messenger RNA. It is a transcript of the gene TRABD2B, whose product is annotated as TraB domain containing 2B. The record is from RefSeq and is a predicted model, not a curated record. NCBI's taxonomy places the organism in Eukaryota, Metazoa, Chordata, Mammalia, Primates, Hylobatidae. Gene Ontology annotation, molecular function: Wnt-protein binding; metalloendopeptidase activity. Gene Ontology annotation, biological process: negative regulation of Wnt signaling pathway. Gene Ontology annotation, cellular component: organelle membrane.